AUGGACCAGCAGCAAGGGAUCAUUAAGGAGGGUCCAUCAUCGGAAAGAGAAAGCAACCGUAUAACCCAUGUGGAGGAGGAAACGACCCCACAAUCUUCAUUGCCUACUAAUGAUCACAACAAGCAUUUCCAUGAACAACUUGAUGAUCCUUCUUCUUACAAGCAACCUGGCUGGAGAAAGUUUCUUGCCUUUGUUGGUCCUGGUUUCCUUGUUUCCUUGGCUUAUCUCGACCCGGGCAAUUUGGAAACUGAUCUUCAAGCUGGAGCUAAUCAUAGAUAUGAGCUAUUAUGGGUAAUCCUUAUUGGGUUGGUGUUUGCUCUAAUAAUCCAAUCCCUUGCUGCCAAUCUUGGUGUAGCAACUGGUAAACAUUUGGCAGAGCUAUGUAAGCUAGAAUAUCCAAAGUUUGUGAAAUAUUGUCUUUGGUUAUUAGCAGAGAUUGCUGUUAUUGCUGCUGAUAUUCCUGAAGUAAUUGGAACAGCCUUUGCACUCAACAUAUUACUCCACAUUCCAGUAUGGACUGGAGUUCUCUUAACUGGUUUAAGCACUCUCCUCCUACUUGGUCUACAGAGAUAUGGGGUUCGGAAGCUGGAAAUGUUGAUUGCAAUACUUGUAUUUGUGAUGGCUGCCUGUUAUUUUGGAGAAUUGAGUUAUGUACAACCACCUACUUCAAAGGUUUUAGAGGGAAUGUUCAUUCCAAAGCUUAAUGGCCAAGGAGCUAUUGCUGAUUCCAUUGCACUAUUGGGAGCCCUUGUGAUGCCGCACAAUCUCUUUCUCCACUCUGCUCUAGUACUAUCAAGGAAGAUACCUCCAUCUGUUCGCGGCAUCAAUGAUGCAUGUCGAUUCUUCUUGAUAGAGAGCGGGUUUGCAUUAUUUGUGGCAUUUCUUAUCAAUGUUGCAGUGGUUUCAGUAUCAGGAACUGUCUGUUUUGCAAACAAUCUAUCCCAAGAGAAUCUUGAUCAAUGCAAUAAUCUCACACUUAACUCUGCUUCUUUCCUUCUUAAGAAUGUGUUGGGGAAAUCAAGUUCCACAAUUUAUGCCAUUGCAUUACUAGCUUCUGGACAGAGUUCCACCAUUACAGGUACUUAUGCUGGACAAUUUGUCAUGCAGGGGUUCUUGGACAUUAAGAUGAAGAAAUGGAUGAGGAACUUGAUGACGCGAACGAUUGCAAUUACACCUAGCUUAAUUGUUUCCAUCAUUGGUGGCUCUGCCGGGGCAGGCCGACUAAUCAUCAUUUCUUCGAUGAUACUAUCAUUUGAGCUUCCAUUUGCUCUCAUUCCUCUGCUCAAGUUCAGUAGCAGCACCAGCAAGAUGGGGCCACACAAGAACUCUAUCUAUAUUAUAGUGAUCUCUUGGAUUUUGGGAUUGGGCAUCAUUGGCAUUAACAUCUACUACUUGACUACAGCCUUUGGGCAAUGGCUUGUCCAUAACAAUCUACCAAAAGUUGCUACUGUAUUUAUUGGGAUUAUUGUGUUCCCUCUCAUGGCCAUAUAUGUUUUAGCCCUUUUCUACUUAACAUUCAGGAAAGAUAAAGCAGUGACAUUCAUAGAUGUAGCCAAGCUAGAUAAUAAUCUUCAAAUCCAAAUGGAGAAAGGAUUCAAUGGUACUGAUGGUGUCUUUGGGUUCAAUAAUGUUGUUUUGAGGGAGGACCUUGCAGAUAUUCCACUACCAGAGUGAAUAAUAAUGAGGAAGUUAAGCUAUGAACUUUGGGGUGGAAAGGAUCCUUAAUUCUCCUGAAGAACCACUUAUAUAGAAUUGGAACAAAGAUUGCCAUCAUCCUCUAUUUGUGGAAUCAAAGUUUCUUUUUAAAAGGGUUGUACCAAAAAUGUAAUUAAGGUUUUGUUGUACUAAACUUAAGCAAAUUUUCAUUU
Molecule: messenger RNA, 1868 nt
Organism: Telopea speciosissima
Lineage: Eukaryota; Viridiplantae; Streptophyta; Magnoliopsida; Proteales; Proteaceae
Product: metal transporter Nramp5-like
Exons: 13
Coding region: 1-1674 (557 amino acids)
Biological process (GO): metal ion transport
Cellular component (GO): membrane
Molecular function (GO): cadmium ion transmembrane transporter activity; manganese ion transmembrane transporter activity
Source: RefSeq, a predicted model, not a curated record